Klebsormidium nitens is the source of this 2226-nucleotide messenger RNA. The record is from the annotation of a GenBank genome assembly. Lineage: Eukaryota; Viridiplantae; Streptophyta; Klebsormidiophyceae; Klebsormidiales; Klebsormidiaceae.
AGGAACGGCUAAUUUCGCGGCGACUAAUCAGUGGAAGCUGGUUUUGAAUUUCCAGAAAUCAGCUGCUAUGGUUUUCUUUCAAUCAGGAAAGUGUUUUCACCACCCUGUGCACAGCGUUGUGCAGCAAGUUCCCUGCAAUGAGUCAUCAGCAAACGUUUCUGUGGGUGGACAUUUGAUUCUGCCGCUUGCCAAUUCAUCUGAGAAAGUAUACAUGAGGUGAUAGCGGCCGGUUGUGACCAAUUAGUGGCAGCAUUUUGUUCCUCGUCUGGUCAUUAAUUUGACUGAUCGAAUGCAGUCUUAGGUGUGGCAGUCUCAGCGGUCGUGAGCACAUUGGCUCGACAAUCUUUUAAACAAAGCUGCAUAGCAUCUCGAGAAUGUGGUCGAGGGGCCUCCGAGCUGGGGGCAAGCUGCUGCUUUCUGGUGGGGCCAAGCAGCGGGAUCAGCAUUUCAAACAGAUCAGCUCUCUUCAUGUCCAUUUCGAAGCACCAGCUUGUACCCAAGGAGAGGCAGACUCGGGUGGUUCUAUCAAAGCUUCUUUCGCACAAACUGCGAACCCACCACUCAGCUAUCAACCAGAGCCCACUUACAUUGUCACUCACCCCUCAGACUCCACAAAAGGAAAAGGCAUUUCCGCCCACGAUGGGAGUUCUAGAGCUGAGUCGACAAAGGAUGCGUUUGACAAACUGCUGAGCAGCGGUUUCCCUAAGACGCUGCGGUCGCUGUCCUCAGCGGGCAAAGGGGGGAGAUCGCACCACCUCUCAUCAGGCGCUUUCCGAGCUGAAAAUCAUGCUCAUCGACCAGCCACAAACUCUGAGUGUCUUAUUCAGCUUCUGGGACACCGUGCUUUUGCUUCAAAGGCAGCGCAAGUUAGGGGGCCGAAAAGGAACAUGCCGAAGAAAGUGCGCACUGGCUCAGCUUCCUCCCCAAGUCUUUCUUCUGAGCAGUCAACAGAUCCCACGUUCGAGGAGUGUCUCAGGCAGUUUGCUCCUAUGAUAGACAGCCUGGGAGCUAAGAAAGUUUUGGUAGAGUCUGAAGAAGAGUUUGAGAAGAUGCUGGAGACCAACACAAGAUCCGCAGGGCAGCUUCUUGCCUUUUUAGAUUCAAUACAGCCUCAGGCGAAGGGAUACCCGAAAACGGCGGCCUAUGCGCUGAACUUUUUUGUGGUAGAUGGAGAGGCCAUCCGGGAAGUGCAGCUGAAGUUCAGGACAACGGGCGGGGACUGCAAGAAGCAGGUGCGGGAAGACUUCAGCCAAUUCUUCAGAGAGUGCGGUGUGGCGCAGUCGUUCCGCUGGUCCAUUGGCAGCUGGGGGGCGCUUCACAUCCACGGGGGCGAGAGCGAAGAAGAGCUGCGCGAAAAGGCCCGCCUGAUCAAGCGGUCUCACUCCCAGCACCACACUAACGACGAUUCGGUCGAACGUGAGGAGGACACCGUUCAAGAGGGUGACAGGGAGGGUGCUGACGUGUCGAUCAGAGAAGCUCCGUCAGCGCCGGAAAGCUCCGGGCGGGAUGGGAGUGGCGGGUUGGUAGAGGGGAAGGAGGCUCCUACGUUGGGGAGUGCGGCGGAGACGGACGAGACCGAGGAGAAGAGUACUUCUGAAGGAGCGGACCGGUACGGAGAGCACGGCAGCAUCUUUUCGAUGAAAGCAGAGCAAGCCGGAGAAACGGAAACGGGAAUGAUGUCCAUCGAAGAGCUCAUUCAGUCUUUAGACCCCGCUCUGAAGCUGAUCGCAGAGCAUGCGUGGGGUGGUCAGGACGAGGGCACAGUGGCAGGCGUGCUUGAGAUGCUGGAUAGCUUCAAGAGGAGCAGUCCUCGACUGGGGGAGGCGAUCUCGGAGAAGGUCUGGAAAGGUCGGCUGAGCCUGCAGGACGUGUGCGAAGGUCUUGACCAACGAGAUGUCGCCAUAGCUACGUCUUUGGUGUACCAUGUUCAUAGAUCGGUCGAAAGAAAAGGACGGCCCGAAAGUUGGCCCCCGCCAGAGAAUAUAUAGUCGUCCCUGACCUGGCAAACACUUAACAAAGCGUGCGCUGCCCUGCGGCCACACAUCUUCAGUAUAGCCAAAGAUGCAGUGAAAUCAUCGGAAGCAUGUAAGAUCUGCGUUUGCACUUAGCACAUCAUUCCUGAAGCUCAUGAGUCGGAUGCAUGACCCAUAAUGUAGCGGGCCGCUUUCUCAUAAGACACAUGAGUUACUGACUGCACGAAGACAAUUUACCUACCUGAAGCUAGCC